GCCACCUGAGCUGAGCAGGCUUCUCUUAUAAGGAGUUAACGUGGUGUAAAUAGCUAUUACUGCGUCAAAAUGUAAUGAGUGUAUUUCAGAGCAAUAGCUGAAAUUUCGAGUUUGGUCUCCCUGUGUCCUUGCUCGAUAGUGUUGCGUCGUAUUCCACGAAAGGCCUGAGCCAGUGGUACUAUACGUACAUCAUGGAUACACCUACGUCAUUUACGAUAUACUGAAACGCCACAACACCUGUAAUCUGCCGCCACGUUUCUCUGUUGUCGGCGUCUUCAAAUAGAAUUUUCCUUAUUUUUCCCGUGCAACAGAGCACCAGAAUUUUGUCUAACAUGCAGUAUAUGUACAUCUCAAACAAUUAACUGAGACGUUUCGAAUAUGAUUACAAGAUCACGAGCGGCAGAGGCAGUAGCGAAAAGAACGGCAUCUACAUUUCUUGAUGAAGAACUGACCAAUGGUGUCGUUUCAACAGCGAACGGCGUAGAAAAAGAAGGCGACCAAGACAAGCUCAUGGAGAAAAGCGAUCAACAACCGAGUUUAAAACGAGACAGAGGAAGCAUAGCCUUGCUUGUGUUCCUCUAUGUACUCCAAGGAAUUCCUUUGGGGCUAGCCGGCGCUAUGCCGAUGUUACUACAAACAAGAAAGGUUGCUUACAAGGACCAAGCAACGUUUAGUCUUGUGUUUUGGCCGUUCAGCAUGAAGCUGUUGUGGGCUCCUAUUGUAGACACUGCUUAUUUCUCGCGAUUUGGCCGAAGGAAGUCUUGGCUUGUUCCGGUUCAGUACUUGAUUGGAAUUGUUUUGCUUAUCCUUUCGGUGCACAUCGAGGUUUUGCUGGAUGAAAACAGUGAAGAAGGCCCAAGCGUUCUUUUUCUAACUGUGAUCUUUUUCUGUCUGAAUUUCCUUGCCGCGACUCAGGACAUUGCUGUUGAUGGCUGGUCGCUUACAUUACUGUCCAGAGAAAAUGUCGGUUAUGCCUCAACUUGCGAUACUGUUGGUCAUCUUUCGGGGUUUUUCAUCGGGAAUGCUGUGUUCUUAGGUCUGACCUCUGCCGACUUUAGCAACAGAUAUCUUAGAACGCAGCCAUCACCAAAGGGAGUGGUCGCAUUUUCAGGAUUUUUUCAUUUCUGGGGAAUUGUGUUUUUAGUCACAACUACGUUGGUUGGAUUGUUUCAACAGGAAAAGUCUGAGCAAGAACUUCAUGGUGAGGAAUCUGUUCAGGGAAUUGCUGAUGGGUAUAAAACUUUGAUUCAGAUCCUCCGCUGUCCAGGCAUUUUGAGAUUCGUGCCUAUCUUACUUACAUUUAAGGCUGGCUUUUCAGCUGCUGACUCGGUAACUAACCUAAAGCUGAUUGAAGCAGGAGUUCCUAAAGAAAAUCUUGCUCUUCUUGCCAUCCCUAUGGUUCCAAUUCAGAUUGUACUGCCCCUUUACAUCAGCAGAUACACAGCAGGUACUUGUCCUCGUCCCUUAGAUGUGUUACUCAAGCUCAUACCGUACAGACUGCUUAUGGGUGUUAUAAUAAUGAUAUUUGUAUGGUGGGCCAAUUUUGUGAGUGGACCUGGAGAGGAGUUUUUUCCGAUAUACUUUUAUGUCAUAUUCUUAUUGGUGUCAGCUGUUUAUCAGGUGACAUUGUAUUGUACCUCUCUAGCCAUUAUGGCUUUCAACGCUCGCAUUAGUGACCCACGUGUUGGAGGGACUUACCUAACCCUUCUGAACACACUGAGCAACCUUGGAGACAACUGGUGUCAGACAUUAGCCUUGUGGCUUGUUGAUGGACUCACCUGGACAAACUGCUUAGGUGCAACCAUGCCAGGACUGCAUUGCAGCAGCAAGACAAGUGCUAAGGAUUGUACAAACACUGGAGGCAUUUGCCAGACGUGGAUUGAUGGAUACUAUGUGGAGUCCAUAGUCUGUCUGGUUAUUGGGAUUUUAUGGUUGCAUUGGAAAGGUCAGGAAACUCGAUCUCUACAAGACUUACCAGAACCUGUUUGGAGAUGUCAAUAAAUUACAAUAACUUGGCACACAAGAUAAAAGUCCAUGCACCAUGGCUCAUUAAACUGCUACAUGUAAAUGUUAGUAAUAAUUACAUGUUAUAAUAUAGAUUAGGACCCUGCACGUACUCUGAUUGGUCAAAAACCCAUGUUUUA
Orbicella faveolata is the source of this 2144-nucleotide messenger RNA. Its product is annotated as acetyl-coenzyme A transporter 1-like. NCBI's taxonomy places the organism in Eukaryota, Metazoa, Cnidaria, Anthozoa, Scleractinia, Merulinidae. Gene Ontology annotation, cellular component: membrane. Gene Ontology annotation, molecular function: acetyl-CoA transmembrane transporter activity. Gene Ontology annotation, biological process: acetyl-CoA transmembrane transport. The record is from RefSeq and is a predicted model, not a curated record.